Molecule: messenger RNA, 1693 nt
Organism: Coniophora puteana RWD-64-598 SS2
Lineage: Eukaryota; Fungi; Basidiomycota; Agaricomycetes; Boletales; Coniophoraceae
Product: TPR-like protein
Exons: 6
Coding region: 1-1578 (525 amino acids)
Molecular function (GO): protein binding
Source: RefSeq, a predicted model, not a curated record
AUGGCCAAGGGCAAAUCACAGAAAAAGCACAAUCGCCCUGCUAACAAGUACGCGGCGCCCCCCGGAGACGACCCAGACAAAUCCGCGGAGCAGAUCAAGGAAGAGGGCAACGUCGCGUUCAAGGCCCAGCGCUACGGCGACGCCAUCGAUCUCUACUCAAAAGCCAUCGACCUCGCCCCGCACGAAGCCGCCUACCUCACCAACCGCGCCGCCGCCUACAUGGCCCUCAAACGCUUCCGCCCCGCCCUCGCCGACUGCCAGUCCGCCGCCACCCUCCAGUCCACCUCCACCACCGGCACAUCCGGCGCCCCGCCCAAAACCCUCCUCCGCCUCGCCCGCUGCCACCUCGCCCUCGGCGCCCCGGAUCCCGCCUCCGCCGCCCUGCGCGCCGCACUCGACACCGAGCCCGCGAACGCACAGGCCCAGGCGCUCCUCGACAGGGUGCGCGAGCUCGAGGCGCACCUCGCGACGUUCGACGGCGCGCGCGCGCGGGGCGAGUGGGCGCUCGCACGGCUCGCGCUGGACAAGUGCCGCCAGGUCGUGGAGCGGGAGGGCGGCGAGGUCCCGCUCGAGUGGCGCCUGUGGAAGGUCGAUCUCGAGCUCGCAAAGGGCAACUGGGACGGGGCGAGCAUCAGCGCCAACGACGCUCUCCGCUACGCGCCCCAGUCGCCCGAGGCGCUCACGACGCGCGGCCUCGUCCUCCUGCUGUCCGGCAAGCUCCCGCAGGCAAAAGACCACGCCGCGUCCGCGCUCCGCCUCGACCCCGCCCACGCCCCCGCGAUGCACCUCCGCAAACGCGUGCGCGAGAUCGAGCGCCUCAAGGAAGAGGGCAACGCCGCGUUCAAGGCGAACAGACUCGACGACGCGCUCAGGAUGUACGACGAGGCGCUCGAGCACAUCGGCGAGAGCGACGCAGAAGGCCGCGGCGGCCAGAUCCGCGCAACACUCCUCUCCAACCGCGCCACCGCGCUCUCCAAGCUCUCGCGGCACGAAGACGCCGUGCUCGCCUCCUCGCUCGCGCUCGACCUCGCGCCGACGUUCUUCAAGGCGCUGCGCACGCGCGCGCGCGCCGAGCUCGCGCUCGAGCGCUUCGACGAGGCCGUGCGCGACUUUGGCGCCGCGCUCGAGUGCGCCGAGGCCGGCGCGGAGACGCGCGCGCUCAAGGCGGAGCUGAAGAAGGCGGAGGCGGCGCUCAAGCGCAGCAAGAGCAAGGACUACUACAAGAUUCUCGGUGUGGGGCGGGAGUGCACGGAGGUGGAGAUUAAGAAGGCGUAUAGAAGGGAGAGUCUGAAGCAUCAUCCGGAUAAGGGCGGCGACGAAGAAAAAUUCAAACUCGUCGUCGAAGCACACGCCGUGCUCUCCGACCCCCAGCGCCGCGAGCGCUACGACCUCGGCGAGGACGAGGACGGCGCGUCCUCGAUGGGCCCGGGUGGCGCCGACAUGGACGACAUCGCGCAGAUGUUCUUCCAGGGCGGGUUCGGCGGCGGCAGCGCGGGCGCGGGCGGUGGCAAUCCCUUUGGAGGCGGGGGCGCGGGCGGGUUCAGGUUCAGUACCGGCGGGCCGCAUUUCCAGUUCUGAGUUUUUUUGAUGUUCUACGUUACGUUAUUUACCGCUUUUUUUACUGUACAUACGCGUCCCGCGUCCAGGGUGGAGGUGAUCUGCCUUGGUGGCGCACUCUCGAUAUCUUUUUGUG